AUGAGUGCGGCUGCCGGUCCCGGCGCAUCCCGACCGAAUGUCAAGACUGAGAUGAUGAGUCCCGCGACGACAAGCACAACACGCUGGAACACGCAAAACCUCAGUCUACGACUUGCCGCCGAUGUAGCAUCUGCAGCAACAGCCGGUGCCCUGGUUGCUCCCGUCAUUACGGCCAUAGACAAGGCAAUCAUAGAGAAUGCCUCAGGCAGACAAACAUUAGGACGCUCGUUACGCGACUCUUUGGCCACAUUCACCUUACGACCGCACCACUUUCUGUUCUCCAAGCCGUUUGCUCUUAUCUUUGCGCUGUAUGGGGGCACCUAUAUCACGGCAAACAUCCUCGACACCUGUUCCAGCACUGUAAAAGGGCAACCCGCGACAACCACCACCUCUGGGCCUGCAAAGUUCCUCGCAACCUCCUCUGCAAAUCUGAGUCUGUGCCUGUACAAGGACAGCAGAUUUGCCAAACUCNNUGGCGCGGCUACAUCUUCUCCUCGCCCCAUCCCUGGACCCAGUUAUGCGUUAUUCGCAGUCAGGGAUUGUCUUACAGUGUUUGCGUCGUUUAAUGUGCCACCAUUAAUUGCGCCGCUCUUGCCUCUGAGUGAAGGUAUGCAAGCACAUGUUUCUGCUGCGUCGGCUGCACAGUUUAUUGCUCCUGCUGCUGUGCAAUUGAUUUCUACGCCUUUGCAUUUGCUGGGUCUGGAUUUGUAUAAUAGGGAUGGGACACUGGGGGCUAGGGAGAGGAUGGCAAAGGUUAGGGUGGAUUGGUUGAAGAGUUCGUUUGCGAGGAUGGCGAGGAUUGUGCCUGCGUUUGGUGUUGGUGGGGUUGUUAAUACGAGUGUGAGGAAGAGCUUGAUGCAGAGGCUGGAGUAG
Messenger RNA from Aureobasidium vineae, 873 nucleotides. The record is from the annotation of a GenBank genome assembly. Lineage: Eukaryota; Fungi; Ascomycota; Dothideomycetes; Dothideales; Saccotheciaceae.